UUCGCGUAGGUUUGUUUACAUCGGCCACUGAAGAAUCCACGUGGAUUAAAUGGUGAGCCGAUAAUUUGCUUUAGUGAAAAGACUGAACAAUGUCACUGAGAUGCUGUCAGAGGAUGGUUUUGAGACUUUAUGGUGGGACUCAUUUCAAUGUAAAGACCUGCAUGUGUUUGAGCACCACAAAGAGAGACUACUGCACCGCAGGAGCCAAUCACAGCCACAGGAGGGUCGUCAUCACCGGCAUUGGACUCAUUUCUCCUCUCGGAACGGGAAGUGCACUACCAUGGCAGCGUCUGAUUGGUGGAGAGAGUGGUUUAGUUGCUUUGGAUGCUGACGAGUAUAAAACCGUACCUUGUAAGGUGGCAGCUCGUGUUCCGAGAGGAGAUAAAGAUGGAGAAUUUAAAGAGGAAGCGUUUGCAUCCAGAACGGAGAUUAAUAGUAUGUCGCCAGCCACCGUUAUGGCCGUAGCUGCUGCCCACCUGGCGCUAGAGGAUUGUGGGUGGUAUCCCAGCACCCCUGAAGAGCAGGUCUGCACCGGUGUGGCGAUUGGCAUGGGGAUGGUGUCGCUGGACGAGAUCGCUCGCACAGCCGCUGUGUUUGAAACACGCGGGUACAGCAAAGUCAGCCCGUUCUUCGUGCCACGCAUCCUGGUCAACAUGGCGGCCGGGCACAUAAGCAUCAAACACAAACUUAAGGGGCCUAAUCACGCUGUAUCCACCGCAUGUACCACCGGAGCUCAUGCUAUCGGUGACGCAGCCCGUUUCAUCGCUCACGGCGAUGCUGCGGUGAUGCUCGCGGGUGGAACCGAGGCCUGCAUCAGCCCGCUUGCUAUAGCAGGGUUUGCUCGGGCUCGGGCCCUCAGCACCAGCUGGAACCAGGAGCCCAGGCUGGCCUCACGCCCAUUCCACCCAGAAAGAGAGGGGUUUGUGAUGGGUGAAGGGGCGGCAGUGCUUGUUUUAGAGGAAUAUGGGCAUGCCAAGCAAAGAGGUGCCCGUGUGUACGCUGAAGUGUUGGGAUAUGGGCUCUCAGGAGAUGCCAGUCACAUAACCGCGCCAACCGCAGAUGGGGACGGAGCAUUCAGGUGCAUGUCGGCUGCGAUCCGAGAUGCGGGAAUAUCCCCCUCAGACGUGACGUAUAUCAACGCUCAUGCCACCUCCACACCACUAGGUGACGCUGCAGAGAACACGGCCAUUAAAAGACUGUUUGAGGAGCAUGCAUACUCGCUGGCGGUGUCAUCUACUAAGGGUGCCACAGGUCAUCUCCUGGGAGCCGCAGGUGCGCUGGAGGCAUCGUUCACAGCGCUGGCGUGUUACCAUGGCAACCUGCCUCCGACCCUGAAUCUGGACCGAACUAAGCCAGAGUUUGACUUGAAUUAUGUUCCCUGCACUGCGCAGACCUGGAACACUAGCUGCCGGAGAAUCGCUCUUACCAACUCGUUUGGGUUCGGAGGAACAAAUGCAUCUCUGUGUCUUGCAAAUGUGUAAGAUGAUAUCGUUGUUAAUAAAUAGUGUUGUUUAUCAAUCCCUCUGGUGUGUCAAUAUGGGAUAGCAUUGAUUUGAUAUUAGUUUUAAUGCACUGAUGGCUUUUGACAACCAAGAUGCAUAGACUUAAUUUACAUUGUUUGUUAGCAAAGGCAAUGUUUGCUAGCAUACUGCUCGAUGCAUACGGUGUAGUAGGUAGUAUACUGCCUGCUAUUUUUAAAAAAAGGUUACAUUAUUAACUAUUCAUACAUGUAAUUAAGGAAUCCAUCUGGAAAUAUGUAGGUUAGCUUUUUUUUGU
This is a messenger RNA of Xyrauchen texanus (razorback sucker), 1776 nucleotides long. RefSeq names its product 3-oxoacyl-ACP synthase, mitochondrial (gene oxsm). The coding region runs from base 90 to 1481 and encodes 463 amino acids. Lineage: Eukaryota; Metazoa; Chordata; Actinopteri; Cypriniformes; Catostomidae. Gene Ontology annotation, molecular function: 3-oxoacyl-[acyl-carrier-protein] synthase activity. The record is from RefSeq and is a predicted model, not a curated record. Gene Ontology annotation, biological process: fatty acid biosynthetic process. The transcript has 3 exons.